UAUUUAGGGGCAGUCAGGGGCGAGGGCAACUGUACGAUCUGCUCGGCCUGGGUUGACCGUCCGGUUUGUGGCUUCAACAAUCGAUGCUACACCAGCUUCAAAAGCUCCUGUGAAAUGGAAAUGUUGAAUUGCAAAAUGCCAGAUUCAUACAGAUUUACAGAGACUCCUUUUUAUGGCCAUUGCUUUAGGCACACUGUGACAAAAUGCAAGGCCUAUGUCUUGUUGCAACAGGUGAAUAAAGUAGACAGAUCCGUGGAAAUGUUUGCUUAAUUAUUGGUCAAUAAAUAUUUAACACGA
Molecule: messenger RNA, 297 nt
Organism: Drosophila takahashii
Lineage: Eukaryota; Metazoa; Arthropoda; Insecta; Diptera; Drosophilidae
Source: RefSeq, a predicted model, not a curated record